CAACGGCGGCGGGGCCAUGGUAAUGGCGGCGGGCGGGGGGCAGAGCCCCGGGGCUGCUCUCGGGCACGGCCACCCCGCGGCCUCCUGCCGCCGGGCGGAGCCGCCGUGCCCGCGGGGUGCUGCGAUGUCCUCUGGUGUCCUCUCUCCUCGCAGGCCGAAGUGGAGGAAACCCUAAAGAGGAUUCAAGCCCACAAAGGGGUUAUCGGCACGGUUGUCAUAAACGCCGAAGGAAUUCCCAUAAGAACAACUCUUGAUAACUCUACAUCAGUCCAGUAUGCAGGUCUUCUUCAUCAGCUCACCAUGAAAGCUAGGAGCAUAGUGAGAGAUAUUGAUCCUCAGAAUGAUCUCACCUUUCUUAGGAUCAGAUCAAAGAAACACGAAAUUAUGGUAGCUCCAGAUAAGGAUUAUCUCCUGAUCGUUAUUCAGAACCCAAGUGAAUAGUCCUACUAUGGCAAUAUUUUUAGAGACAGUGAUGUAGUUCUACGUGUUAAACUAAUAUUACUUGUUGAUAUUUAAUAUCAAACAUAGCACUAAGGAAUUUUAUAUAAAGUGUAACUGUCAUGACUGAAAUGUUGCCAAUUUAAAGUUCUCAGUUGUAGCUGUAUCAAUUUGUUUGAGCAAAUCAUAAUGCAUAUAUCAAAAUAUUGUAUGUUUAUCUUGAUACUCAGAAGAGCAAUAAUAAAGCAAAAUGCUUAAAACUCUC
Molecule: messenger RNA, 703 nt
Organism: Athene cunicularia (burrowing owl)
Lineage: Eukaryota; Metazoa; Chordata; Aves; Strigiformes; Strigidae
Gene: DYNLRB2
Product: dynein light chain roadblock-type 2
Exons: 3
Biological process (GO): microtubule-based movement
Cellular component (GO): cytoplasm; centrosome; cytoplasmic dynein complex
Molecular function (GO): dynein intermediate chain binding
Source: RefSeq, a predicted model, not a curated record